This is a messenger RNA of Epinephelus lanceolatus (giant grouper), 5887 nucleotides long. RefSeq names its product gdnf family receptor alpha 1a (gene gfra1a). Gene Ontology annotation, molecular function: signaling receptor activity. Gene Ontology annotation, cellular component: external side of plasma membrane; signaling receptor complex. NCBI's taxonomy places the organism in Eukaryota, Metazoa, Chordata, Actinopteri, Perciformes, Serranidae. The record is from RefSeq and is a predicted model, not a curated record. Gene Ontology annotation, biological process: nervous system development.
GCAGUGGGGCUCCAGUUGGCUGUGUGCGCUCAGACGCACAGACGCAAGCAUCCCACUGGCUGGAGUUGGAGGACACUCUCGCCCUUUUCGCUUCCACCACUGCUCUGAUCCCUUGUCUUUGUCUCCCGGCGGUGAGAAGACCACCCGCACGGGAGGGAAAGAAACAACCACUUCUUUUUGUAUAGAGUCAGAGAAACUGUGCCGAAUCGGGACUAGACACUUUUUUCUUGAAGGGGGGUGAAAUAUCUCGCAUGAGGCGAGCUGGAUCUGUUUUGUACAGCGGAGCGCGCACUGUUACGUCUUUUCAAUGGAUUUCAAUACAGUGGAAGUACCCUGGGAAUUAAAUUAAGUCGCUUUUAGUUCGCAAAUUUCGUUCCAAAUAAGGGUUUAUGUUUCACAUGGAGAGGAAGACGAUGAUCCUCCCAGUACUGUAUGUCCUUCUGCCUCUUUUAGAUGUGUUGUCUUACGCCGAGGAGAACCUGCGCGCCGGGGCCACCCGGCUGGACUGUGUGAGGGCCAGCGAGCAGUGCCUGAAGGAGCAGGCGUGCAGCACCAAGUACCGCACCAUGAGGCAGUGCGUGGCCGGCGGCAAGGAGAGCAACUUCAGCAUGGUGGCCGGCCUGGAGGCCAAGGACGAGUGCCGGAGCGCCAUGGACGCGCUCAAACAGAGCCCGCUGUACAACUGCCGGUGUAAAAGGGGCAUGAAGAAGGAGAAGAACUGCCUGCGCAUUUACUGGGGGAUCUAUCAGACAUUACAAGGUAAUGAUUUCUUGGAGGAUUCUCCGUAUGAACCAGUGAACAGCCGUCUCUCUGACAUUUUCCGCCUGGCUCCCAUCAUAGAGGGUGGGGAACCUUGGAGCAGCUCCGCCACCUCGGCUCCAGGCAGGGGGGGCACCCAGGGCAGGGUAUCCCAGGGCAGAGAGCCCGCUCUGGGCAGAGACAGCCCCUCCACCACGGACCUUCAAGAUCCUAGUAGAAACAGGAGAGCUCAUCCCAAUUGGGCCAUACUGGGUGAGCCUGCAGUGGCCAGAGAGAAUAACUGUCUGAAUGCUGCCAAGGCCUGCAACCUGAAUGACACGUGCAAGAAGUACCGCUCUGCCUAUAUCAGCCCCUGCACCAGCCGCGUCUCCACUGCUGAAGUCUGCAACAAGAGGAAGUGCCACAAGGCCCUGCGGCAGUUCUUUGACAAGGUUCCUCCGAAGCACAGCUAUGGCAUGCUGUACUGCUCAUGCCCGCUUAGCGACCAGACAGCAUGUUCUGAACGCAGGCGUCAGACCAUCGUCCCCGUCUGCUCGUACGAAGAAAAACAGAAACCCAACUGUCUUGAACUACAGGCCUCCUGCAAGACCAACUACAUCUGCAGGUCACGACUGGCUGACUUCUUUGUCAACUGCCAGCCGGAGCCUCGCUCGCUGUCAGGCUGUCUGAAGGAGAACUACGCAGACUGCCUCCUCUCAUACUCGGGUCUGAUUGGUACCGUGAUGACUCCCAACUACCUGCGCUCACCCAAAAUCAGUGUGUCUCCCUACUGCAACUGCAGCAACAGUGGCAACAACAAGGACGAGUGUGACAAGUUCACAGAGUUUUUCACCGAGAACACCUGCCUCCGUAAUGCUAUCCAGGCCUUUGGAAAUGGGACAGAUGUUGGAGUGUGGCAGCCGUUGUCCCCCGUCCAGACCACCACCUCCACCACCACCCCCUACCAGAGGAACCGUGAACGCAACCCCAACACCAUCGACAACACCAUCAACACAGACCCUGGCAUUUACCACUUCUGUGGCAGCCUACAGGCACAGAAAUUGAAGUCAAACUCGACUGUUGAUGGCGUCUUCUGUGUGGACCCUCAAAUAGACGGUCCCAGUACGUCCAACGCCAUCUUGAAAAACUCGGCUGUCUCCAGACGGCCUGCAGGCCUGGCCUCUCUGCUGCCCCCGCUGCUCUGGCUGUGCUACUGCAGCCUGCUGGAGCUGUCCUCGCCGGGCGUCUUGUAGCCUCGCCGCUUCACAGCAACAAACAACGGACUGACAAACACACAUUUGUAUAAAAGAAAAAGCAAAACAAGAAAUUAUAUCCUUUCUUCUCAGUAAUACCUGUUGUACUUUUAUUUCCCUCUGGAUUCUAUCUCUAUUUUGAUUCCUACUUUGAUUUUUUUAUGAAUUUUGUUGUUUUAUUGUUUUGGAUUUUUUUUGCAUUGCAGCUGUGUGCUAAAACGGUGAUCUACUACAAGUGUUAACUCAGUCUGGCUGUGUGUUCCCUUUGGGUUAGUUGGAAAAAAAAGGGAUUUAAAGCUUCUGUGUUGCUCCCUCGGGCAGAAAUGAGAAAAUACUCGAGGACUACAUUCCAAUAAACCACAGCUGGUGGCUCUUGGAAAGGUACACAAUGUAAAUUAGCAUCGAUUUUCACAGUCGUCAACUCAGUUUUCACCCAUGUCUGUUUGUGUGUUGAGGCUAUAGGUGGGAUCUUUUGCUCAAAAGUCACAGUCAGUUCAGUAACGGCUACAUUUUAUCACUUGGGCAGCCUUUUCGGUGUUAUUCAGUCUCCUCUGUGGUUUGUGUAUGUUUUGAUAAUGACGUGAUCUGGUAUUUUACAUUUUUACGAAAGGUCCAUUUGGAUUUUUUUUCCUGACAAAAAAAUGUCACUAGAAAGCCUUUUUCUUUCAGGGUGAACACCAAUAACUUGAAACAUUAGAGAAGCUAGAACAUCUGCGCCCGAGCCGUCUUUACUGUAGCUCAUACUGAACACAUGUCGCCGCUGGCAAAAGCACACAGGCAAAGACCCACAAACACAUACUGCACAUUUUCACACAAUCAGACAAAAACACAAAGAAACACACACACACAACGCCAGGCUUUCCGCUCCCUUUUUUUUUUACACCAACAGAGCGACACUCAGAGAUCACAGGACAGUAGGUGAUACGCUGCUGUGGAUGGCUGAAUCCACUCCACUCAUUAGUGAUUGUACAUACUUGUAACUGUUAGAAGUCCAAGCCAUGUUCAGGGUUUCUCUGCAGAAGGUGACAGAGAAGCUGCUGCAGUUUCACCUGAAUGAUUUCUUUCUUUCUUUGUUUUUUUAGUUUCGAUGUACUUUGCUGCACUGCGUCCACAAAAACAAGAGCUGAGGAAAAAAAAAAGCUUAUUGUUGUAGAGUAUAUUCAGCGGUAACUCCAUCGCACCGAAGCUCAAAGCAUCCUUUUCUGUCAGUUCAGUGUUACGACUUAUUGCCUCAAUUGUGAAACUGUCAACACGUGUUUGGGGAGGGAGCAAUCACUUGAUUAUGACUGCUUGCUGAGCCUCGCUACCCUCGCUUACCGCCACUUUAACUGUCAGGUAUUCCAGUAUAGCAUGCAUGCAGUUUACCAUAAUAACUGUGACAAAGUUGCUGCUUGAAUUUGGUGGUCAUUUUAAGAAUAAUUGGCCUUUGAUUUAUGAUAGAAGUGGACAUAAGCACCCUUCUAAAUUUAGCUGGUGACCAGUUUUGACAGCUUAUACGACAAUGGUCACUGGCAUCCACUGUAGCUAACACAUGGAUAUCUCUGUCUGCCGAGUUUUUAUUGUUUACAUCUGGCUCAUUUUAAAAUAAGGACGAGGAUUUUUGUUAUGCAUUUGACUUUUAUUUCAUAAAUACCAACCCAAGUGCCGACACUGUACAUUUCCACAAAUAUGCAGAUAUGUCACAUUUGUUUGUUCUGCAAUGCUAUAUCGUAGGCAACUGGACUUACUUGAGUUUCUUGAAGACAUUUCACCUCUCAUUCAAGAAGCUUCUUCAGUUGUAACAGACUGGUGCAGAGUCACAUGUGUAGGUAGAUUUAGGCACAAAAAACAUUUAGUUAUGUUUGGAAAAGAUCAUGUUUAGGCUAAAAACCCAUGGCCUUGGUGGCACAAUCUUGGCCAGAGAAGCCACCAAUGUCUCCAGUGAUAUUUGGUUCAAGAUGUCAAGUGCUUUUCGUGGCACUAUCCCCGCUAGAAAAACAGGGACAUGUUGUUAAAAAGCCACUGAAAAUGCAGCGAGGACUUGGCAUGUUUCUUGACUAGGUGUCAAACCAUCAUCCAGCUCAUACCAUGUCACUUUAGAAACGUUUAUAUGUAUUAAAUGUACUUGUAACGUGUAAUGUAUUUGUCGACUGACUUUGAGGAUGAGGACUAACUGAUGGGUUUGACAAACCUGCCCACCAGUUGACGUUCCAGGCUUGUUCUACCCUAACUUGUAACCCCACUUAAUAAUGUAGUUAGCUACGAUCUGCCAAGACAUUCUCACUCCCAACUUAAUAAAUACCAAUACUUGGUCAGUGGCCAUCAAGCUACGAUACUCUAGGUGUUGGACGUGUCAGGAAUGGUGUGUAUAUUUCUGCUGUUUUCAUGCAUAGUGUUUUUUUCCAAAAUAAACUUUUGUGUUUAUAGGAAAUGUACGGUUUCCAGUUCUUACAUGCGUAAACAUUUAUUUAGGUUUAGGGAACAAAAGUACUCAGUUAGGUGGGGUACGGAGGCUUUAUAGUUAUGUAGUUAGAAUAACUCGACUUUUAGUGUCACAAAGGACACAAACAAGAAUAAACAGCUGUCUCCUGGAUGAAAGUCCUGUGUUUGUUUGACCCAUCCAUCUACUCCACUCCCCUCUCUACGCAGACUUUCACACUCUUUAUACUAAGUGUGUCAGUUGUUCUGGCUGUCCAAUGUUGCUGUGGAUGGGUUUACAUUAGAGUUAGCUGAAAGCCGCGUGGGUCUCGUACAGAGGCUAAAGGGUGCCUUGUGUGUUGGUGUCAGAUACCAAGGGCCACUGACCAAGCGUUGGUGUUUGAAGAGUUGGGAUUGAGAAUGGGUGGGAUCUGCUCUUGGGUUUGGAAGUAAUGCUGUGGUAUACAGUAUAUGGUAUAUAGCUGCAUAGUUACAGUAACUCAACGUUGACUUUAAGUUUCACACGGGACACUAACAGCUGUCUCCUGGGUGAAAGUCCUGUAUUUGUUUGACAAUUCAUCCACCCCAACCUCCUCUCUACAUGGACUUUCUCACUCUAUAUACAGUGUGUUGUUAUGGGCAUCUAAUGGGUUUACAUUGGAGAUAGCUGAAAGCCCGGUGCAUCUCAUACAGAUACUAAAGGGUGCCUUGUGUGUCGGACACCAAAGGCCACAGACCAAGUGUUGGUGUUGGAAGAGUUGGAAGUGAGAACCGGUGGGAUCUGCUCCUUGGCUUUGGAAGUAACGCUAUGGAACUACUGUAGCUAGAAUGUGAAUUAUCAAAGUGUGCUAACUUUGAACUCGCACUCUGUAUCCGAACCGUGUACUUCUGGAUAGGUUAAAGAACGCAACAACAUCCUCUUUGUUUCCAUUUCUGCAUGCUGAUUGGACGACAAAGCCGCUCUGCUUACAAACAGUAGCAAAAUUCCAACUCAAGAAUCGGGUUUGGGUGGAGGGGCUCAGCAAACAGUCAACUCUGUCUUGUUAUGAAACCGACUGUGGCAAACACGUGACAUGUGACUUAUGUACUGUAUGUAAAUCGUUCAAGCAUUUUGUAUGUCUGCUCCCAAGGACUGCUGGGAAAACAAAAAAGCCACCAUCGCAAAUCACGUUCAGCUCUCGCAUCUGUCCUCAUCAGCUUCUCAGAUGGAGGCGUGUGGUUUUUCAGUUCUCCUCGGAGUAAAUACACUUCCCCUACGACACACGAUCGAGACGUUUACAUCCAUCACUGUGGCAUGUUCAGCAAGUUACUUUAGCCAUCCAGACACAGACAGGAGCAUUUACAACACACUGCUUGGGUUUAUGUAGCUUCUCGAAACAUGAUUAAUGUAUAGUAGAACUUAAAUGUUAUUUACCAAGCAUAAACAUGGUAUAUGCACUGUAUGUACUUGGCUGAAACUAUAAAUUGGACAAAUAAAUGUCUGAUGAUAUUCUAUUCCA